AUGCGUCUUUCCAGCCUCUCGUUCCUCGUGCAGGCACUCCUGUUGACUGCGGUCGCAGCCCAGAGUGCCGGCGUCGCCGCCUCCAACACUGUGGACGUCACCAGUGAAACCACUUCGUCAUCCAGUUCCGAAGCGCCUACAACCUCUUCGACUUCCUCAGAGGCUCCUACCACCUCGGCCGAGCCUACAACAUCUGCGGACCCAACCACCUCCGCUGAACCUGACCCAACUACUUCCUCCACUUCCUCCACCUCGACUUCAUCCACAUCAACCGCCGCUCCCGCAGAGACCACUACCUCUGCCGAUUCCACUGUCGCUCAGCCCACCACAUCCGCCACCAAUGGACCUGCGUCCACUACCAGCUCUGACAACAGUCAGACGACUACGACUCCCACCACCACCCAGACCCCUGUCGUGAAGACCAUCACCUCUUACGCCACCAGCAAUGGAACCCCCGUCGCCAACGUGAUGACCACCACCUCCACCCCUGCCGCGCAACCUUCUCUGAACAGCGACAAGAACUCCAGCUCUAGCGGUGUGUCAGCCUCCGACAAGAAGAUCAUCAUCGGUGUCGUGGUCGGUGUCGGCGGUGCCAUCAUCAUCGGAGUCCUCGGUGUGGUCUUCUGGCGAAUCAAGAAGAAGCGCAGCGACCAGUACGGUGACGAGGAUGAUCUCAUGGGCGGCACCGCCGUUGGCUCCAACCCUCGCGAGAAGGCCCCCAGCCCUGCCGCCAACACCCCCUUCAAGAACACACUGGACCAAUACCACAACCCUGGUCCUGUCAAUGCGGCAUCCAACUUCUAA
Penicillium olsonii is the source of this 804-nucleotide messenger RNA. Lineage: Eukaryota; Fungi; Ascomycota; Eurotiomycetes; Eurotiales; Aspergillaceae. The record is from the annotation of a GenBank genome assembly.